GGAUUACAGAUGUGAGCCACUGCACCCGGCUAGAACCUUUCUUCUAAAAUGUUUGUCUUCUCAGUCGUCGUGGGCUCUGGAAUGGUAGAAACUUAAGAAGAACUCAAAAAGGCCUCUGCUUUCCAAUAGCUUUCCUGUGCCUGGCCAGAGUCCAGGCUUCUGAGAAUUUCAAUGUAAUCUGUGGUGGGGACAAAGGAUCAUUAUAAACUAAUUAGCACUUCAUUGCUGCUCCUGGUGAGUUAAUAUGAUCAGCACUUCACUAAUGGAAAGAAAUGUAGAAACCCUAAACAAGUAAACAGAAUUUCCUGCCAAGUUACUGUGGAUGAGAGGUCGGGGGAGAUGAAGAUGACAAAUCCCCUCAGAUUGCAUUAUUUUAGUAAGUGCAGCCCUCGGCCCAGAGUGCCACCAUCACAGCCUGCAGUGCUCCUGCCCCAGGACAGCCCUUCCAUCGCCUCUCUUGGGGUUCAUUCCACACGCCCCUUCUCCCCCUCAAUGUUAGCAUGCCGUCCUUUUUCCUCUCCUUGUCUGGUGUCUGUUUCAAAAUCCCCCCUACUUUUUUGUGCCCAGCCUCCCUGCCUCCUGUCACCCUGCUGCCCUGCUCAGCCAAGAGCAGGGACCCCAAUUAGAAUCGUAGCUAGUCACUCCGUGCUGACUGGAUGAUGCCAGGCAAGUCCCUUCGCUUCUCGGAGCCUCAGUUCCUCCAGCUGUUAAGUGGGACUGCUACCACCAAGUUCAGACCAUUCCUCCUCUCCUCCUCUAGGGAGCAUUUACUGAGCACCUACUGUGUGUUCGUCAUGGGGCUCAGAGCUUUAGCUCCUUUCUAAAAGUACUGUGUGGUUUGCUGGGUACAGAGCAGGCUUUCAAUAAGUGUCAUUUCCCUUUAGUGCCCUAAUGACCUCUUUUUGUUGCGAGUGUUAGAAACACAAUUUAGGCAAAAAGGGGAUGUAUGAGAAAAUUGUUGGGGUCGCAUGUGGCUACACAGCAGGAUGGUCAGGGACAGCGGCACACUUGGUGCCCGCAGCACUCACUGUCUGCUUGACCCUGCUGUUGGCUUCGUUCUCUGCAGAACUGGGUUUCCUUACUCAGCAGGAAGAUGGCCACUGGCAGUUCUCAAAUUUCACAAACUCUAGCUCUCACCACAGAGAGAGGGAAUCUCUUUCCCAGCGUGGGCUGGAGAAAGCCCAGUGCAGCCCUGGACCCCUCUGGGGUCGGCUCGCGGUGGCCGGGAGGCAGGGAUGUAGCGGAGCACUGAACACCGGAGCCGGAGCCGCGGUUGCUCCUGGAGGACCAGGCGCUCUUGCCAGCCUUUCCCUUCAGGGGCUCCUGGUGGUGACAGGCUCCUCUGUGUCACUUACGGCCUUUACCUGGCCCUGCUCCAGAGCCACAUGGCUAAAAGUGGCCUCGGUGCUCAUGGAGCUUGUCGGGAUCGGGCCUGGGCCUGGCCUGGAGGCCCCAGAGAGGGAGCCCUGUCAGCUGGACACUUGCCUCCGUGGCCUAAUACUUGAACUGAGAAGUGGGGAAGACCCAGCCCUGCCGGAGGGGUCCUCGGGCACCCCUGGAGAAUACCCAGGUCCCUCAGUCUUUAAGCUAACCCGUGGACUUGUGCAUGCCUCAGUGAGAGGACUGGGGACAGUGCGUGGCAGACUCUUCCUGAGAGAGGUGUAGGCGCCAACACCCAUUUCCACGCCCCUAAUAAUCCCAGCCACUCGUGCUGAACCUUUCUCAGGGCCGGGCCCUGCACCGAGUUCCACAUAUCAUCUGAUUUCAUCCUCACAGCUGUCCUGGGAGCUGGCACCACCCUCAUCCCCACAGAACACGGCAAGAAGCUAACACCAGGAGGUCCAUUGACUGCCCAAGCAAUAGAGGAGGCAGUGGGGUGGGAUUCAGAGCCAGGGCUUUCCGAGUCCACCCCACACCUUGACAAACGUUCAUUACAGGAGGGAAAUAAAGGACUUUGUCUCCAAUCCUUGUGAUAUGGUUUUGCUUUGUGUCCCUACCCAAAUCUCAUCUUGAAUUGUAUU
Molecule: messenger RNA, 2021 nt
Organism: Cebus imitator (Panamanian white-faced capuchin)
Lineage: Eukaryota; Metazoa; Chordata; Mammalia; Primates; Cebidae
Exons: 1
Coding region: 943-1665 (240 amino acids)
Source: RefSeq, a predicted model, not a curated record